AUGCGAGGGCUAGUGGCAAGGGCGAACUACCACCGGGGAGGCACAGAGAACACCGUGAGGCGGUACAGAGGCCAUCCUGUCACGCAUCCGCAGGAUAUCGAGACACAGCAGUCAGAUUUGCAGCAAUGUUUUUGGUCCUUGAUCAUUGUCGAGAUAACAGACCUUAUCUCACCAUUGGACCAUAAAAUUCAGCGAAGAAGUCUGUUCCAGGAGUAA
Molecule: messenger RNA, 216 nt
Organism: Echinococcus granulosus
Lineage: Eukaryota; Metazoa; Platyhelminthes; Cestoda; Cyclophyllidea; Taeniidae
Exons: 2
Coding region: 1-216 (71 amino acids)
Source: RefSeq, a predicted model, not a curated record